Messenger RNA from Emiliania huxleyi CCMP1516, 2194 nucleotides. RefSeq lists its product as hypothetical. Bases 44 to 1879 code for a protein of 611 amino acids. Gene Ontology annotation, molecular function: ATP binding; glutamine-tRNA ligase activity. Gene Ontology annotation, biological process: translation; glutaminyl-tRNA aminoacylation. Lineage: Eukaryota; Haptophyta; Isochrysidales; Noelaerhabdaceae. The transcript has 14 exons. Gene Ontology annotation, cellular component: cytosol; cytoplasm. The record is from RefSeq and is a predicted model, not a curated record.
UCGGCCUCCCACAGCGGGCUGUGUGCCGCGUACGAGGGCGUGCAUGCGUCUGCUACUGCUCCUCUCCGCUGCUGCACCGGCGAUGCGAGCUCUCGCCGGCGGGGCGCGCGUGCGCCGCCUCGCUGCAGCAGGCGCGUUGCGGCCGCUCCGGCGGGCCGACGCCUGCGGCAUGUCGGCCGCCGCCGCCGCCGCGCCUGCCGAGGUUGAGCAGACCAACUUUGUGCGCAACAUCAUCAAGGCGGACCUCGGCAGCGGAAAGCACUCCUCCAUCGUGACGCGCUUCCCGCCCGAGCCAAACGGCUACCUCCACAUCGGCCACGCAAAGAGCAUCUGCGUCAACUUUGGCCUGGGCGAGGAGUUUGGCGGGCGGACGUACAUGCGGCUCGACGACACCAACCCGGAGAAGGAGGAGCGCGAGUACGUCGACGCCAUUCUCGCGGACGUGCGCUGGCUCGGCUUUGACUGGGCCGACCGGCUGACGCACGCCAGCGACUACUUUGAGCAGUUCCACGCGUACGCGGAGCAGCUGGUGCGCGAGGGGCUGGCAUACGUGGACGAGCUGUCGGCGGAGCAGAUGCGCGAGUACCGCGGCACGCUCACCUCGCCCGGCCGCGACUCGCCCUUCCGCGAUCGGCCGGUGGAGGAGAGCGUCUCGCUCUUCCGCGCGAUGACGGCGGGGGAGAUGGAGGACGGCGCCGCCGUCGUGCGGCUCAAGAUCGACAUGGCGAGCCCCAACAUGAACUUGCGCGACCCGACCAUCUACCGCAUCAAGCGGUCCGCCACCCACCCGCAGACUGGGGACAAGUGGAAGGUCUACCCGAUGUACGACUUUGCGCACUCGCUCACGGAUGCGCUGGAAGGCAUCACGCACUCGCUCUGCACCACCGAGUUCGAGGCGCACCGACCUCUCUACGACUGGAUCGUCGCAAACACGCCCGGCGUGCCCUGCACCCCGCGCCAGAUCGAGUUCUCGAGGCUCAACUUGCAGUACUGCGUGCUCUCGAAGCGGAAGCUGAUCCAGCUCGUGCGCGAGGGGCACGUCUCUGGCUGGGACGACCCUCGCAUGCCGACUCUCGUCGGGCUGCGGCGGCGAGGCGUUCCUCCUGAGGCGAUCCGCUUGUUCGUCGACCGGACAGGCGUGAGCAAGGCGCUCAACAACAUCGACUACUCGGUGCUCGAGGAUUGCGUGCGCGCGUCGCUCGACUCGAAGGCGGCGCGCGUGAUGGCGGUGCUCGACCCGCUGCGCGUGACGGUGACGAGCUGGCCGGAGGGCGAGGUGGAGAUGCUCGAAGGGGCGGUCCACCCCAAGCGGCCGGAGCUCGGGAUGCGGCAGGUUCCCUUCUCGCGCUCGCUGCUCAUCGAGCGGUCCGACUUCGACGAGUUCGCAAACAAAAAGUACUUUCGCUUCAAGGGCGUCGGCUCGAAGGUCCGGCUCCGGUUCGGGUACGUGCUGGAGCUCGACCAGAUCGUGCGCGGGGAGGACGGCGAGGCGGUCGAGCUGCGCUGCUCGCACGUGCCCGGCACCGCGAUGGGGGGCAAGAUGCCCGACGGGGAGAAGGUCAAGGGCAUCAUCCACUGGGUCUCUGAGCCGCACGCCGCGCGCGCCACCGUCCGGCUGUACGACCGCCUGUUCACCACGCCCGAGCCGGGCGCCGGCCACGAGGACGGCGACUUUCUGCGCGACCUCAACCCUCACUCGCUCGACGAGCGGCUCGAGUGCGCCCUCGAGCCCGCCGCGGCGGAGUACGGCGCGGGCGAGCAGGUGCAGUUCGAGCGGACGGGCUAUUUCGCCGUCGACCCCGACUCGACCCCGGGCGGGCUCGUCUUCAACCGCGUCGUGACGUUGCGUGACACGUGGGCAAAGGUGGCCGACAAGUGAGAGCGUCUCGGGCUCGCGCCGUGCCAUCCCUGCGCAGACUGCCCGCUUGGCCGCCAAUCCGGCCGAGAGCGUGGGGAUUACCCGGCGCUGCAGCUCCUGCAUCUGCACGCAGCAGCUCGUUGUCGCUCGUCUCGCCGCUGCGCCGGCCCUCUGUUCACUGUUGCGCAGCAUGCAGGAGAGCGGCCGUGCCACUGCCACGAGCUCGGAGCUCGCUAGUCGCUGCUGCGGCGCUCUGUGACCGUAGAACGUAGUUUCUGUACAGUUGCUAGCCGCCAUCGCUGACAAUCGCUGUCAUUGGUAAAUGCGCUCUGGUAU